UACUUGCCGAUCGUUGGACGGUCAUCUUUCUUAAACUUGUUUUCAAAUUGCUUCCUUACUAGCGCUUUACGUUGGCAUAAUUCAUUUAUGUUUUAAGCUAGGUCAAAUUCUGGCAAGGACAGCGCUAUUAUUUAUUUCAGGAAGGAGUUGAAAUGAAGGCUUUGUUGGUGCUUCUUUACGCUGGUCUCUCGUUCCUUUCGGUCGGUGGUACUCUGUCCAAAUCAGACGCCAAGAAGUCACUCAAACCUGAAAACACUGACAGGUCCGCAGUGGAGAGGCCUGUGCAGGAGCGAGGAUUGGUGGUGCAUGACCCUGCAUGGAAAGACAUUGUGCGGGAGGAACGGAGAUACUGUCCACUGAGUUCUGCUCUCCGUCACUUCCAGGGGGAAGUUCUGGGGUAUGUCACACCGUGGAACUCACAUGGUUAUGAUGUUGCCAAAAUGUUCAGCUCCAAGCUUACCUCAGUUUCACCUGUGUGGCUGCAGUUGAAGCGUAGAGGAAAAGAGAGCUUCCAAGUGACUGGCCUGCAUGACCAUGACUCAGGCUGGGUCAAAGCGGUGAGGAAGGGGAACAAGAAAAUUAGGAUAUUGCCCCGUCUGUUGUUUGACGGCUGGUCGUAUCAGGAUUAUGUUCAUGUUCUGGACAGUGAGGAUGAAGCUGAUGAGCUGGGGAGAGAGAUGGUGGACGUGGCCAAGGCGGAAGGCUUUGAUGGCUUUAUUUUGGAGAUGUGGAGCCAGUUGGGAGGAAACAAGAGAAGGGAACUUGUUCACCUGGUGACACACAUUUGUGAGGCUCUUCAGGCACGGAAACUCACCUGUAUGCUAGUCAUCCCUCCUGCUCUGUCUCCUAGCACUGGCCAGCCAGGGAUGUUUGGAAGGAAGGACUUUGAGCAAUUGGCCCCUGUGGUGGAUGGGUUCAGCCUGAUGACCUAUGACUUCUCCGGCCCUGAUAGGCCUGGCCCCAGCUCCCCAAUACCCUGGGUGCGGGAAUGCGUGCUGCAACUGGCCCCUGAGACUCGCUGGCGAGAGAAGAUCCUGCUGGGGCUCAACUUGUAUGGCAUGCAGUUCUCCAGCCUGGGAGGUGCAGACCCGCUGAUGGGGGCCAGAUAUAUUGACUUACUGAGGGAGGUGAAGCCCAAGUUAUACUGGGAUGAGAAAGCUGGGGAGCACUACUUCAGCUACAAGAGAAAGGAGAACAAACAUUUGGUUUACUACCCAACUCUGAAGUCCAUCCAGCAACGUCUCUCAUUGGCGACAGAACUGAAGACUGGAAUAUCCAUGUGGGAACUUGGACAAGGACUGGACUAUUUUUAUGACCUUUUGUAACCGUGCACAAGGCUUGUAAUACACAGCACUGAAGCUGCAGUCUCAUAGAUCAUAUGUACAAACUUUCAGUCAACAACUGACAUUACAGGCAUUUUUGGGAAUUUCUUUGGGUAUUUUUGGGCGUAAUUGGGCUUGCAAAUUAAACAAUUUCCUUCACAAAGCUUCCUGUUUUUUUUCUGUGUAUUCUUUAUUUUUUUUAUUUUUUAUUUUUUAUUUUUUUGCCUCAUCCAAUUUUUGUACUUUAAUACAGUACUUUAUUACACUGAUGUUGCCCUUGUGUAAAGACCUAUUGCUUUUAUUCAUAGAGGUAAGCCAAUCACUACUACACUAACACCUAGAAUUAUCAUUGUUAUCCAAAGCUGCCAAACUGUAAUGCUUCAAAUUUUGCGAAGCAUGUUACAUUAUAAUAUUAACUGCUGUUAAAUUAUAAUUGUUCUUAUAAUUGUUUUUUAGCCAGUGCUUGUUGCCAGAAUUUGGUUUGAAAAAGUUGUGGGGAAAAAUGUUUGUUGUUGAAAGAUUUUAACGAGUAAAUAGUAAUUCAAUGGCAUUGAAUGAAAAGACAAUAUUUCUGCAUAUUAUAGAUCCUAGUGGCUUAUUCGCUGUGGAAGCAUCACUGCUGGGUACUAUUAUUUACUUAUAAAGUGGCAUCCAGGGACAGAAGAGUCAGAACUCUAAGUCCAGUCUGGACAAGGAGGCAGCAGAUUCUACACUCUGGGAGGCGUCAUCAAAUGUGUUUUGCACAUGGAACAUUCCAUGCGAACUCCAGGAGAUUGCACCACAGCACCACAGAUUUCUCUCGUUUUCUGAGUGUUGGUACACAAUUAAAUUAUAAAUUAAAUUAUAAUUGUUUUUUAGCCAGUGCUUGUUCAGAAGAGUCAGAACUCUAAGUCCAGUCUGGACAAGGAGGCAGCAAAUUCUACACUCUGGGAGGCGUCAUCAGUACAAUUGUUUUUUUUGGCACCCAUCAUAAAUAUGCUCAAAUAUAAAAAAAAAUUCUAGAAUGCAGUUAUUCACAUAAUCAUUAUUUUCCAAUAGUAUAGUGUGCUUUAUUAAUGAUUCAAUGGAAUCAACCAAAGUGUUACAUUUUUGAAGUACAUUUUUUCAAUAUGUAUUUUCCCAUUAAACAGGUUUCAGGUCGAUUACUGUUUCUUCUGAAUUGACAGUUAUUUGUCUUUUCCCAUAUGGGUGGAUGACAAAGGGAUUUUACUUAUUUAAUUUUUAUACUCUCGUGAAACUUGAAGUGAUGGAAUUAUACAAUAGUUCCUUAAUAAGUAUAAGAUAGUUCCUUUACACUGAGAUUGACUAAAUUUAGUAAAAUUGGAUUGCCAAUUUUAUCUUGUUUGAUUUUAUUUAAAGCAACCUGUAAAGAGUGUGUUCAACUGAUAAAUUAAGUUUAUAAUUUUUACUUUCAGUGCUUUGCAUCUGAAUGCAAAAGAUUUACUUUAUGAAAAGAGGGAAAAUUGUGAGGAUUCUUUGUGAAAAGUGUUAAAUGCAAAAUGUGCUGAUAGUUUUGAACAUAUUAGUUUCCUGUCUGCACAUGCACUUUGUCAUGAUUCAUGUUUUCUGUUCUCUGCUAUAUGUAUAGUUAUUUGCGUUUCUGUUCUUUAUUUCCCUCUGUGGCCACCGUAGUCUUCCAUGUUCACCUUCAUUAAUUUGCUUUGUCUGUGUUCUAUCAGUGUUUCCGCCUCCUGCUCCAUAUUUGUACUUCCUUCCUGUCUCUUGUCAUUCUACUCACCUGUUUUAUGUUCAUUAGCACUGUGCAUUUAAACCCCUUUGUGUCUUGUAUUUGUUGUCAGAUUGUCAUGAGCUUCCGAGUGUACCGACCUAUUUCAUUUUAGACCACCGAUUCUUGGAUCUUCCGUUUGUGUUUCUUUGACCCGCUGUUUUUAGACUCCCUUUGGUUUACCGGUUUUUGGAUCUGGACUUUGUUUAUCUGCUUGUCUGAACUGCCUUCUCGUUUUUGACCUGCCUGUGACCUCGACUACCCGCUGGUUUACCUGUGUUGUUUCUGUAUGCCUGGCUAUUGGACCUCUGCCUGUAUUACCACUCUUGAACUGCCUGAACUCUGUUACACUGGUUAACGAACUUCGCCUUACAGUUAAUAAAGACUUUGAACUUUC
Molecule: messenger RNA, 3445 nt
Organism: Conger conger (European conger)
Lineage: Eukaryota; Metazoa; Chordata; Actinopteri; Anguilliformes; Congridae
Gene: chid1
Product: chitinase domain containing 1
Exons: 13
Coding region: 153-1325 (390 amino acids)
Biological process (GO): carbohydrate metabolic process
Cellular component (GO): extracellular region
Molecular function (GO): oligosaccharide binding; chitin binding
Source: RefSeq, a predicted model, not a curated record